Messenger RNA from Nerophis lumbriciformis (worm pipefish), 690 nucleotides. NCBI's taxonomy places the organism in Eukaryota, Metazoa, Chordata, Actinopteri, Syngnathiformes, Syngnathidae. The record is from RefSeq and is a predicted model, not a curated record.
AUGCCGCAGGUGGGAAUGAUGUUCGUCCUGGUCCUCGUCGUUGGAGUGUGUGCGGACGCUCAAGACCCGGCUUCCAAGGUGGUGUCCGACCGCUACGCCGUCUUCUGGAACCGCACCAACCCCAGGUUUUACCGGGGGGAUUACCACAUUGACGUCUGCAUAAAUGACUACCUUGACGUCUACUGCCCACAUUACAUCAGCCCAGUAUCUGAUGAGAGGGCCGAGCGCUACGUGCUCUACAUGGUGAACUACGAUGGCUACAGCUCAUGUGACCACACCGCCAAGGGCUUCAAGCGUUGGGAGUGCAACAGGCCUUUAUCUUCAAAUGGACCACUCAAGUUUUCUGAAAAGUUCCAGCUCUUUACACCCUUCUCAUUAGGCUUUGAAUUUCGUCCUGGCAGAGAGUACUACUAUAUCUCUUCCCUCACUGACGCCAAAGGAAGAAGGAGCUGCCUCCGACUCAAAGUAUUUGUUAGGCCACAAAACAAUUGUGUGCGCAACUCUGGUAGCGUUGAGGAAGGAAUCGACUUUGAUGAAAACAGUCACAACAGUCUAGAACCAAGAGAUGACAUCAGUCAUGAGUCACCGGAGCCUUCACGAAGCGACGUGAACUCUGCCGUCCACUGCUGCAAUUCCGUGCUGCUUCUCAGUUCCAGCCUCAUACUCCUGGCAGCUAUCUUGUGCUUAUAG